UGUCGAGGCGCAGCGCACUCUACGGCGAUAAUCGGGCAGAGAGAGAGAUAGAGAAAAUCAGAAAGAGAGAGAAAUAGCAAGUGUAGAAUUUCUCUCCCACGCACGGCACGCAUAUCAAACGAUCGGAUGUGAUCGGUCACCCUCGACGACAGGCUAUCGCGCUAUCGAGCACAUUCAAGUUCGUCAAACCCACCUGCGCUGCUGGAGCAUUUAAAUAGAUAGAGAGGAGAGACACGAGAGAUCAGUAACUUGCCAACGGGAUAGGGAAAUCGCGAACAGUCUUCAAGUGACCCGAGUGCCCCGUUCAAAGAUCAUCGUUUUUGAACAAGAGAUAACUUUGAGAUUCACUGAUAUCACGGUACAUUGGCAGCGAGGCACCAUGUGUGUACGUACAUUGGUUGGUAACGAAACGAUGUUACUCGAUUCGAAGAAAAAAAGCGGCAAGUUGUCCCGUGCCAAGGAAAAGUACACGAAACUUCACGAGGAGAUGCUGGAGAAAGAGGAGCUCCUGCGUCAGCGAGAGCAGGAGAGAAACGCGCUCUAUCUGGCCGACAAUGUCCUGACCGCGAGCACGGUUCACUACAGCCUGCUGUUGAAGAAGCUUACCAAGUACUACGAGAUCGUGGGUCACUCCAAAGCGUUCAAAAUCCUCUUUCACACAACACAACCCACUCACGUAAUCGUGAUCGCAGCGGUCUUGUUUGUUGCAUCGCUCCUUGUUUCAACAAAGGGAAAAGCACAGGCUUCUAGCUAUUCUUAUUCAAGGAUAACGUCCUUCAUUUAUCUUGCAUCCUUCGUCAUACAUUUUGGUGCGCAAAUUUGGAUGACCUUCGUAUCAGGUUUAUCCUUAUACUUUGCAUUACCACGACACGCGUUUGGUGAGGUGCAGCGUGUUCUAUUUCCGAGAUAUUUUACGAUUAACGCAUGCUUGAGUCUCACCACUCUCCUCAUAUUCGUCAAACACCAUCCGACGUGCACAUGGGACGCCGAAAUUGCUAUUCAGGUCGGUGCGAUGUCCGGAGCCUUCUUCCUGGAAUUGUUAAUUCGUCUCUACCUAACACCUCCGCUGCUCCAGUUGAUCGUGCUGAAAAACAACUUGGAACGCGCGGCAGGUGUUGGAAACGAGAUUGGCGGUUACAACACCGGACCGCUAAAAAACUGCCCGCACUACUUGAAGAUUCAUCAAGCGUUCCGCCGCGUACACGUGUCUGUCGCCAUGGGAAACAUGCUCACCAUGGGAUGCACGAUUCUUCACCUUUACUAUAUUGCGAGUAAAUUAUGUGUUCUGUAAGCAAUUUCGAAAAAUUUGUAUACUCGAUUUUUCGAGAGUUUAAAGAAAAUCCUCAAUAGAAUCUGGAAAAGUGUCUUAUACAAUGAUCACAUAAAGUAUCGGCGAGUUCAGACACUUCGCGAUGCAAGAUAUGAUCUUACCUGCCAUUAAAGUUACUCGCGAUAAUAGAUUACAUAAAUCUUUCAAUUACUUUGAAUUUUACGUCUCGAGGAUAUCGAGAAUUGUAGUAUUCUAGUAUUGAGUAUUCUAGUAUUCAGUAUUCUAGUAUUCAGUAUUCUAGUAUUGAAUAUUCUAGUAUUGAGUAUUCUAGUAUUGUAUUCUAUUAGUCUGAGUUUAUUUUAUAUUGAAAUAGAGUAAACACACUCAGCGAAGUCACAUACAAUAGUUGUUAUUUACGCGAUAUAAAUUCACAUGUUGUUAUUUUGAGAGAAAAUCAGACCGAGACGAGAGGAUAAAAGAUGAAUUUUAACAUUUCUCGUAAAUAUAUGAUCUGCUUACAA
Messenger RNA from Camponotus floridanus (Florida carpenter ant), 1791 nucleotides. Its product is annotated as transmembrane protein 205. Bases 380 to 1291 code for a protein of 303 amino acids. The transcript has 4 exons. The record is from RefSeq and is a predicted model, not a curated record. NCBI's taxonomy places the organism in Eukaryota, Metazoa, Arthropoda, Insecta, Hymenoptera, Formicidae.